AUGCUCCCAAGGAUCACUGCUCUUGUCAGCACUUCGCUGCUGGUGCUUAGCGCCUCAACACCAGGAGGGUCGCAACAGUCUGGCGGGACUACUGUGAAUUACACUGCAAGCCUUGGCAACAGUACCCAGUGCCUCAACGAGAUCAAUGCUGCCCGAGAGGCAGCAGGGUUGUCCGAUUUUGCAGAGGCUAUAAACACAAACAAAUUGCCUUCCCCCGGAAGCGAUCCGCUAACAGAAGAUAGCGAAUGGCUGAAAUUGUGUAAACACCUGGUACCAACAAAGGAAGCAAGUGAUCAAGUUGAAUCACACGCAGAUAGUCCGUUCAAGGAUGGGACUUACGCUUUCAAAUCCCUAACAUCCGAGCAACCGGACUGCAAGAGUAUAGUCGACUCCUGGAAAGCAGCAUUCAAAAACUUCACGGGGCUCCCACCCUCACAGAAUCAAGCUGCAGGCCUGUACGACAAUCAAGACAACGUUUCCUUCGUAGCCCUCUAUAACCCUCAAUCCACUGCCACAGCAGACUGUCAAGUCGCCACUUGCACGAAGACGACAAGCGCUGCUCCAUCAACUCUCAGCGACAGUUCAGUACCGACUCCAGAGAAGGGUUAUGCGCUACUUUGCAAGACAAUGCCAACUGCUUUUCAAAAUGCAGAGACUGCACCAUUUACGCAGGAUCAGUGGAAUAUGAUUACCUCCUCUCUCACGGGUUCAACAACAACCGCAGGCCCACAGCUCAUUAUUUUCGUUACUGUAGCACUUGGCAUGAUGACCCUGUAA
This is a messenger RNA of Eimeria necatrix, 777 nucleotides long. Its product is annotated as SAG family member. The transcript has 4 exons. NCBI's taxonomy places the organism in Eukaryota, Apicomplexa, Conoidasida, Eucoccidiorida, Eimeriidae. Bases 1 to 777 code for a protein of 258 amino acids. The record is from RefSeq and is a predicted model, not a curated record.